Messenger RNA from Aureobasidium vineae, 1560 nucleotides. Lineage: Eukaryota; Fungi; Ascomycota; Dothideomycetes; Dothideales; Saccotheciaceae. The record is from the annotation of a GenBank genome assembly.
AUGUAUAAGAUCGGUAACAUCUACUACAUUACGGCCAUCUCGGUCAUUGGAGGUGGAUUGUUUGGCUUCGACAUCUCAUCUAUGUCGGCCAUUUUGGGCACCAACCAGUACAAAUGCUACUUCAAUCAGGGUCCUGUUGGCCCACCAUUUACUGACGACCCAGAGUGCUCCGGCCCAAAAGCAGACGUACAAGGAGGAAUUACUGCUGCCAUGCCAGGUGGCAGUUUCAUUGGUGCUCUAGUUUCGGGCUUCCUCACUGACUGGCUGGGUCGAAAAAGAGCUAUCCAGAUCGGAGCUGUCAUAUGGAUCAUUGGUUCAAUGAUUGUUUGUUCGUCACAGAACAUUGGCCAACUUGUCGUCGGUCGGUUCAUAAACGGUUUGUCCGUCGGCAUCGAGUCAGCUCAAGUUCCUGUCUACGUCGCUGAGCUGGCCCAUCCCAGUAAACGAGGUCGAGUCGUGGGAGCGCAGCAAUGGGCAAUCACUUGGGGCAUUCUAAUAAUGUUCUACAUCUCCUUCGGCUGCUCAUACCUCGAUGGUGCAAAAGCAUUUAGGGUACCGUGGGGACUGCAAGCGCUGCCAGCUGCUUUCCUCCUGAUCGGGUUGUUCUUCUUACCUGAAUCCCCUCGUUGGCUAGCUCGCAAGGAUCGCUGGGAGGACUGCGAGAAAGUCCUUGCACUAGUUCAUGGUCAUGGCGACCCCAAUAGCCCUUUCGUCAAGCGUGAAUUACAAGAGAUCCAAGAGAUGGUCGAGUUUGAGAGACGCAACCAAGAUGUCUCGUACUUUGAGCUCUUCAAGCCGCAUAUGAUCAAUCGAACCCACAUUGGCGUAUUUACUCAGAUAUGGUCACAAUUGACUGGUAUGAAUGUCAUGGGAAACAACAAUCUCGUCGCUUCCUCCAUCCAAUAUGUCAUCAACGUCUUCAUGACCAUUUUCGCCUUGAUUUUCAUCGAUCGCUGGGGUAGAAGGCUUCCAUUAUUGGUCGGAAGUUUCUUCAUGGCGCUCUGGCUCUUCAUCAACGCUGGUCUUAUGGCUUCCUAUGGUCAUCCAGCACCGCCUGGUGGUGUGAACAACGUCCCGGAGGAAAGUUGGCAGAUCUCUGGACCACCGUCCAAGGCUGUCAUUGCUUGCACCUAUCUCUUCGUGGCAUCUUUCGCACCCACCUGGGGACCCGUAUCUUGGAUCUAUCCACCAGAGCUGUUCCCCCUGCGAGUCAGAGGCAAAGCAGUAGCUCUCUGCACUGCUGCAAACUGGAUCAUGAAUUUUGCCUUGAGCUACUUCGUCCCGCCCGCCUUCGUCAACAUUCAAUGGAAAGUCUAUGUCGUGUUCGGCGUUUUCUGUGUUACCAUGUUCAUCCACGUCUUCUUUUGCUUCCCAGAGACGUCCGGAAAGAGUCUUGAAGAAGUGGAAGCGCUGUUCCAGCAGAAGAUUCCGGCCUGGAAGACUAGGGUGCAAUACCAGCAUGUACGUGCUUUAGAGCAGAAUCGCGCCGACGAGAAAGUUGCAGAUAUCGAAGCCAGUCCUGAGAGACAAGUCACAACGGGUGAGAAGCCGAUCUCUUAG